AUGACCACUCCAUUAAAAUUCAAAGAAUUUAUUAAAGAGAAGCUUCUUGUAAAUUCAGGAAUAUUGAAAAAAAACAUCAUUAGUAUUGCAACUGCAGCACGUUGGCUUAAUGUGCUUGGAUAUUUUUUUCAAUCACAAAAGCAAG
Messenger RNA from Ambispora leptoticha, 145 nucleotides. The record is from the annotation of a GenBank genome assembly. Lineage: Eukaryota; Fungi; Glomeromycota; Glomeromycetes; Archaeosporales; Ambisporaceae.